Messenger RNA from Aethina tumida (small hive beetle), 2030 nucleotides. Its product is annotated as kielin/chordin-like protein. The transcript is spliced from 14 exons. The coding region runs from base 122 to 1807 and encodes 561 amino acids. NCBI's taxonomy places the organism in Eukaryota, Metazoa, Arthropoda, Insecta, Coleoptera, Nitidulidae. The record is from RefSeq and is a predicted model, not a curated record. Gene Ontology annotation, molecular function: protein binding; peptidase inhibitor activity.
UUUUAAUUGACACAUUGACGAUAUAAAGGUCAAAGUUUUUAUUGGAACUCCAUCAGUUGCGGACCGUUCCUUAUACAUACAAGCAGACCACAUUGAAGUCGCAACGAGGAAAUCGUACAAAAUGAAGUCCGGUGUCAUUUAUUUGUUGUGUAUUGUUUUUAUCAUUGGAUUUACCUAUGCAGGAGCCAAUCCUGCUGAAUGUUCUGAAGGAGAAACCAAACAGGAAGAGUGCAACCAGUGCCAUUGUGCUAAUGGUAUUUGGGCGUGCACUAGAAAAUUCUGUUUAAAGAAACGAGAAGCCAAUCCUGCUGAAUGUUCAGAAGGAGAAACCAAGCAGGAGGAGUGCAACCAGUGUCAUUGUGCAAAUGGUAUUUGGGCUUGCACCAGAAAAUUCUGUUUAAAGAAACGUGAAGCCAAUCCUGCUGAGUGUUCCGAAGGAGAAACUAAACAACAAGAUUGUAACACUUGCCGUUGUGCUAAUGGUAUUUGGGCAUGUUCCCGAAAAUUCUGUUUAAAGAAACGAGCAGCAAAUCCCGCUGAAUGUACUGAAGGGGAAACCAAACAGGAAGAUUGCAAUAAAUGUCAUUGUGUUAAUGGUAUUUGGGCUUGUACUAGAAAAUUUUGUUUAACAAAACGCGAAGCCAAUCCUGCUGAAUGUUCCGAAGGGCAAACCAAACAGGAAGAUUGUAACACUUGUCGUUGUACUAAUGGCAUUUGGUCUUGUUCCAGAAAAUUCUGUUUAAAGAAACGAGAAGCCAGUCCUGCUGAGUGUUUCGAAGGACAAACUAAGCAGGAAGAUUGCAACCAGUGUCAUUGUGCUAAUGGUAUUUGGGCUUGCACAAGAAAAUUCUGUGUAUCGAAACGUGAAGCCAAUCCUGCUGAAUGUUCCGAAGGGCAAACCAAACAGGAAAAUUGCAACCAAUGCCAUUGUGCUAAGGGCAUUUGGGCCUGUACCAGAAAAUUCUGUUUAACGAAACGUGAAGCCAUUCCUGCUGAAUGUUCCGAAGGGCAGACCAAACAGGAAGAUUGCAACCAGUGCCACUGUGCUAAUGGUAUUUGGGCAUGCACCAGAAAAUUUUGUUUAUCGAAACGUGAAGAACCGACCAAAUGCAUAGAAGGACAAACCAAAAAAGUUGACUGUAACGAUUGUCAUUGUACCAAUGGCGAAUGGGGUUGUACAGAAAAACUUUGCGAUAGCAGUCAUCCAGUGUUGCAAUACGAGUGCACAGCAGGCCAAAGCAAAAUGCAGGACUGCAACAGAUGUUUCUGUUCUGGUGGUAGAUGGGCUUGUACUCUACUGUUGUGUCCUAAACAUCCUAUCAAGAGACAAGUUAUUGGCACAGACCAAGAAUCAGCAGUGAGCAGAGAAAAGAGAGAGGUGCCAGUGGCAGCGGACUUAAAAAACACACCCUGUGCCCCCAACGACUACUUUAUGAUCGACUGUAACACCUGUUACUGUAAUCUGGAGCACACCGGUUAUCUCUGCACCGAAAACUACUGCAGAGACGGUGACGCGCUCUUGGACCCCACUAAAACGUCCGAGAUCCGUCUUUCGAACGACACCAGGGUUGUCAUCACCAACGGAGACGUGAAGCUGGUGCGCGACAACGAAACUGAACCGGAAAUCGACAAUAACCUGAGUGUGAGGGUUGGAAAGAGCAAGGAUCUGGGAGCCGAGCCUGUGAAAAAAUCAACAGACGAACAAAAAAUUACUGAUGCGACAACGAUAGCUGCGAAAAUCAGUGAAGCGGUCGAAGCUAAGGUUGUAGCUAACACUGGAGAUAAAUCUUCAAACGCCACCGUUUAAAACGGCUGGGUGACACAAGAAUUCAGAUGUCAGCCGGAACAAACCUUCCAGAAAGACUGCAACCAAUGUAUCUGUACAAAAGACGGGAAGAAUGCGAUCUGCACACAAAAAUUGUGCAACGGUCCAAAAAUCGACACCAAACCACAAACAUUGUAAAACUUGCUAUUGGUGUUACGUUCCAUUAUUUUUAUUAUUAUUAUUAAAAUUAUUUUUGCUGUCUGUA